AUGUCAGCAUGCCAGACACAGGUGAAGAUUUGUGAGCCAGGAGGAAGUGGAAUCCUCCUUCCGCUUUUCGGGGACGAAGAGCAGGAAUGGCGCAAAGGAUUGAGAGCGGUUCUUUAUCUGCUCGGCUUGCUCUGGUUGUUCAUGGCCGUCGCGACUGUUUCUGACAUCUUUAUGGGUGCCAUUGAAGAGAUCACAUCAAAGAAGAAGAGAGUCCUGAACGCUGCAACGGGCAGACACUUCACGGUGAAGGUUUGGAACGAUACCGUGGCGAACCUGACACUCAUGGCUCUGGGGUCCAGUGCACCAGAAAUCCUCUUGUCAGUAAUCGAGCUGCUCGGGAACAGCUUCUACAGUGGAGAUCUUGGGCCAUCUACCAUAGUAGGCAGUGCUGCCUUCAACCUCUUCUGCAUCUCGGGGGUGUGCGUGAUGGCCAUUCCGGACAAUGAGGUGAGGUAUAUCAAGGACACGAAUGUUUACCUCGUUACAGCCGUCAUUUCCUUGCUUGCGUACCUAUGGCUCUACCUCGUGGUGUCCGUGAUUUCGCAGGACAUGGUGGACAUUUUUGAAGGCAGGAAGUCGCACGGUGGAAGCUGCCCCACAGACCCGCGACAUAUUUCCUGCACAGUGCAAGAGUGA
Symbiodinium necroappetens is the source of this 636-nucleotide messenger RNA. The record is from the annotation of a GenBank genome assembly. Lineage: Eukaryota; Dinophyceae; Suessiales; Symbiodiniaceae.